Molecule: messenger RNA, 4305 nt
Organism: Scomber scombrus (Atlantic mackerel)
Lineage: Eukaryota; Metazoa; Chordata; Actinopteri; Scombriformes; Scombridae
Gene: brd2b
Product: bromodomain containing 2b
Exons: 13
Coding region: 194-2605 (803 amino acids)
Biological process (GO): regulation of DNA-templated transcription; chromatin remodeling
Cellular component (GO): chromatin; nucleus
Source: RefSeq, a predicted model, not a curated record
CAAAACAGCGUCAACAGCGGCGGAAUAAUAAUAAUAAUUGGAUUGUAAAUAACAGCCCGAUGGAAGCGGCUGUCAACCCGCCUCACGACAGAAAAUUUCAAGGUGUGCCUCUGACGAACUAACCUGAGAAUUCAUCCUUGGACACAGUUUGGGGGAAAAAGGCAGCUCUCUGGUCGGGUUGUCCGGUGGCGGGAUGGACCAACACUCCAGCUCGGGCAAACGCAUCCGCAAGCCUUCCCUGCUGUACGAAGACUUCGAGAGCCCCUCUCUACCGCACAGCAUGCCCCAGGGUCCCCCCGCCCCGCCGCAGCCCCCGGUGAAGGAUCCCUCUCGACCGAGCCGCAUGACCAAUCAGCUGCAGUACCUCCAGAAGACGGUGAUGAAGUAUCUGUGGAGGCAUCACUUCGCCUGGCCGUUUCACGAGCCGGUGGACGCUUACAGGCUGAACUUACCGGAUUACCAUAAAAUCAUCAAACAACCGAUGGACAUGGGCACCAUCAAGAAGCGCCUGGAAAACUACUUCUACCGCAGUGCGAGUGAAUGCAUACAGGACUUCAACACGAUGUUCACCAACUGCUACAUCUACAACAAGCCGACAGACGACAUCGUGCUGAUGGCCCAGCCCUUAGAGAAGAUUUUUCUCCAGAAGGUGGCCCAGAUGCCCCAGGACGAGAUUGAGCUACCUGUUCCAGCUCCUCGAAACAAAAACAGCCGAGGAAGAGGCUCCAAAUCUAACUCGUCGAGGGCUCAGCAGGUGCCAGCAGUGUCGCAGUCGGCUUACUCUCCCUCUUCCUCAGACACCGGGGAGUCGAUGCUGGCCAACUCUCCCCAGACUGUGCUGACCAAAAGCCUGCCUCUAGCAAACAUCAUGGGCAUACCCCCAACGCAGCCCACAACCAAGAAGAAAGGUGUGAAACGUAAGGCAGACACCACCACACCCUCCACCAUGGGCUUGACUGUGGGCAUGGCGGGAGCAACGCACAUGGUGGGCUUAGGCAAGGGAGGCCACGGGGGCCAAGUCCACGACUCCUCCAUGCACAGCAUCUCGUCCAUGGGAGGUAUGAGUUUAGAGACUCCGCCUGGAAUGGGACUGGUUAGAAGCCCUGGAGGUCCUGUCCUGCUCCAGCCAAUGAUGUCCGGCACUGGGCGCAGAGUGGGCAGCGGACGCCCCAUCAAACCUCCUAAGAAGGACUUACCGGAUUCUGUCCAACCUCAGCCAUCAAGGAAGGGCAAACUGAGCCCACAGCUGAGGUACUGCAGCGGGCUGCUGAAGGACAUGUUGUCAAAGAAACACGCUGCGUACGCCUGGCCUUUCUACACACCCGUGGACGCAGGUUCACUGGGACUGCACGACUAUCAUGAUAUUAUCAAGUGUCCCAUGGAUCUCAGCACCAUCAAGAGGAAGAUGGACUGUCGUGAAUACAGGGACGCUCAGCAGUUUGCCAGCGACGUCAGGCUCAUGUUCUCCAACUGCUACAAGUACAACCCUCCCGACCAUGAUGUUGUUGGCAUGGCACGGAAGCUGCAGGAUGUGUUUGAGUUUCGUUUCGCCAAGAUGCCAGACGAGCCACACAUGGAUCACACGGCCAUGUCGAUGAGCGGCCACCCAACUUCCUCGUCCUCGUCGUCUUCCUCGUCCUCGUCCUCGUCUUCCUCCACCUCCGAGAGCGAGCCCAGCAGUGAGACUGAAGAGAGCGAGAGCAGCCCCAGCUCAGACAGCGAGGAGGAGCGAGCGCAUCGCUUGGCUGAGUUACAGGACCAGGUGUGCACACAACUCCGGGCCAUGCACGAACAGCUGGCCGCCCUCUCCCAAGGACCCAUCAUAAAGCCCAAGAAGAAGAAAGAGAAGAAGGAGAAAAAAGAGAAGAAAAAAAAGAAGAAGGUGGAGAAGAGAAGUCGAGUUAGCAGAAGCAGAGCUGGCUCUGAAGAAUGGAAGAUGCCCGGCAAGAUACUGAAGAGCAAGUCUGCCAGAGCGGCUGCAUCCCAGCCCAAGAAAAGCCAGGGAAAGAAGAGCAACAAGAACAGCAAAGCUGCAAAGAAGCCGUUCUACCCCCCGGUGGCCCCUUCCAUGCUGCCACACUACGACUCCGAGGAAGAGGAGGAGAUUGUGCCCAUGUCGUAUGAUGAGAAGCGUCAACUGAGUCUCGACAUCAACAAGCUGCCGGGCGAGAAGCUUGGUCGCGUGGUCCACAUCAUCCAGUCCAGGGAGCCUUCACUGAGGGACACCAACCCCGAGGAGAUCGAGAUUGACUUCGAAACGCUCAAACCGUCGACGCUGAAAGAGCUGGAACGCUACGUCAUGACCUGUUUGAGAAAGAAGCCUCGUAAGCCGUUCACUGAGCAAGUUGUAAAGAAAGGCGAUGUUCCCAAGUCUAAAGAGGAGCUGACUCUGGAGAAGAGGAGGGAGCUCGAGAAGAGGCUGCAAGAUGUCAGCGGGCAACUCAACUCCGUCAAGAAACCUGCGAAACCUAAAGUGGAGAAGCCCAGUGCCGUAGAGACCAACGCCCAGCCCUCUCGCCUCAGUGGCAGCAGCUCCAGCUCCGACUCUUCCUCAUCUUCCUCCUCCUCCUCGUCCUCAGACACCAGUGAUUCAGACUCUGGUUGAGAUCCUUAGUGCUGACUAAGAGAGAAAACACUAAUAACUCAGGGACUUGGGCUGGCCCAGGACACAACACACCCUGAAAAAAACAGUAGUGGGCUGAGAUAUUAGAUUAUUGCAGCGAAAAUCACACCAAGCUGACUACAAAAAAAAUGUUUUGAAUGUGGGACUGAGGGAUGUGAAAAAAUGUCUCUGUGGAUAAUCGUAGAACCCAAACACUAAAUGCCUUUGGUUUCUCCAUCCUCCCCUUUUGUAAAUACAUGUACAAAUGUAUGUUUCUUUUAUAAAGAAGAAUUUUAUGGUGAUCCCCAAAGAGGGAAGUGGACUAGUAAUAAUAAUAAUUAUUAAAAAAAAAAAAAAAAAAAAAUAGGAUGUGAAAAGAUGCGGCCCUUACUCCUAAUCUGCUUUGGCUGGCCUUAUGCUGUGUCCUCUAUGGCGAGGGAAUAUGGAGAGUGUUAUUUAUUUGUUUUCUUCAUCCACAUUUCCUCAGAUGUUACUGGAAUUUGAACCAGCAACCUUUUUGGUCACAAGCCUUGUUUUUCUAACAACUGGUUAUUUUAGAUUAUUCCCCCCCUACACACCUCACCCCACACUACUCAAACUCAGCCUUAAUGAUCUAGAUUGUUGUUAAUAGCUGAUUAUUAUUAUUAUUAUUAAUAUUAUUAUUAUUGUUGAGAAGCCCCAGGAUUUACUUCUCAUGUUCACAGGUCGGGGAGCUAUUGAGCAGUGAAUGACUGUAUGGUAUCUGCCAUAUUCGGGUCAAAUUUGACGUUGGUUACAGUUUGAGUUGUAGAUCAUCUCUGUUACGUUUACAAAAAUGUUAAAAUCUCAGUUUUACAGCGAGUUUUACAACCUGCCGUUCUUGGUUUUUGAACACAAGGUGGGUUUCAUAGUACAGUAUAGACACUGCUUAACAUACUGUAAUUACAACGUUUGCAAUUAAGUAACAGUUUCAUUCAGUUGUUAUUGUUUUUAUUGAUGCACUUUCUCCUUUAAAAAAAAAAAAAAAAAGCCCACCAGCCAUUUGAAGACACUCCAAUCUUCUUAACAUGACACUUAAACAAAAUACUGUCUUCAGUAUUUUCCCAUCUGUUCAUACAGCUCAGCUUCAAUGUUGUUCUUGAAAUGUCUCCUCUUGAGAUCAAACAGUAAGUGUGUGUGUGUGUAUCUAUUUCUUAAGAGCUGAACUCCGGCUGCUGAAACGAUCAGAUUUAUAGUGACGGUCAAACUCUCAAAAUUUCCACAUUUCUUUGUCUUGAACAUGUAAAGUAUCGCAUUACUGUUUCUUGAAGACAUUUUGUAGCACUUGGAAAAACACACAGCGACAGUUUCUUUAAAAGAAAUCUUUCGGCACUUACUGGAUAAAAAAAAAGAAGAAGAAAUAGAAAAGAAAAAGACGUUGACUGAAUAAACGCUACAAGAUUCCCCACACAGAGACGGGAGAGUCCUCAUAGUUCAUAGUUGAAGCUGUUGUUAAAUGUUCAGUGAAAGACGAUACACUUGUAUAUACUUACACUGUAUUUGCUGUUGCACAAAUUAUUGUAUUUCUGCUGUUCGGUCUCUUCUAUUUUUUUUUUUUCAGUUAUCUUGUAUCUUUUUCUUUUUUUUUUUUACAUGCUAAUAUUUCUCAUUCCAGUUAAACUGUCUUAGUUGUUUUCCUGAAGAAUGUUCACAUGAGCAUCGCUGCCUCUCAGAUGCAUACUGUU